CAGUUUCUCCCCAGAACCACAGAGUGCUGAGCAAUGGGCUUGGUCCUCCUGGGUGCAGCGUGGGUCACUUGGGGGGUCCUUCGGAUAGCAGCUUCCCCCACCGCAGAGGAUCCCGGGCUUGUUCUCCCCAGAGAUGCGGCUCGGCUGGCAGUGGAAGAUUACAACCAGAGGAGCGCCGCGCAGUCGGUCUUCAGGCUCUUCAAGAUCAGAAGCACCCACAAAACGAGACUGGAGUGGAGCACCCACUUCUCGCUGCAUUUCACCAUCAAAGAGACCUGGUGUCAGAAAACAGCCCCACGCAGGAUCGGAGAUUGUAGAUACAAGCCGAACGGGCUGAUCCAAGAUUGUUCUGCAGAAGUGUCCUUUCUCGACCUGAUGUGGGAUUCCCCACUGACCUCCAUGACGUGCGUGCAGGUGAAGCAGAAGAAAACCAAGCCCCAGGCCAGCCCCCCGCAAGCAGUGGGGUCCCCCCCCCAGGUAAACGUGGAACAUUACAUGCCAGCAUCCUACUCAGCCGCAGCUCUGACUGCCACCGAGGAAGACUAACGGCUCAGCCGAAGCGGGAUCCUGUUUGGACUUGGCUGGCCUGUCCCUGGAUGGCUCUUGGACGCUGGAUCCCUGGAUCUCCAGAAUGCCUCUCCUUGGGGAGGGUUUCUGCAUGCCCAUGCUAAAGAGGAUGCUUUUUUUUUUCCUGCACCAGUUUCCGGAGGGAAUCUGGGGUUUUAGAUUGCCACAAGAACUGGUGCAAUUCUAAUUUCAUGGCAAGGCUGUUUCUGCAAUGCUUAUCGACCCCUCCUGCUG
Candoia aspera is the source of this 801-nucleotide messenger RNA. Its product is annotated as cathelicidin-2-like. Gene Ontology annotation, molecular function: lipopolysaccharide binding. The transcript is spliced from 4 exons. Gene Ontology annotation, biological process: antimicrobial humoral immune response mediated by antimicrobial peptide; defense response to Gram-negative bacterium; defense response to Gram-positive bacterium. Gene Ontology annotation, cellular component: extracellular region. The coding region runs from base 34 to 546 and encodes 170 amino acids. The record is from RefSeq and is a predicted model, not a curated record. NCBI's taxonomy places the organism in Eukaryota, Metazoa, Chordata, Lepidosauria, Squamata, Candoiidae.